AACAUUAUCAUUAGACAUCCACAAAUAACAAAUUCCAAAACCCACCAAAAUAGAUAAGAAAAUUCAUCCACCCAAAUCAACUCCAAACAAACGCCAUGAACGCCACCAAAUUCCUCCACACUCACCUCUUACAAUCACCAUUAUCAACACCCCUUUUCAAAACCUCACCACCAUCCCAACCCCACUUUCCAAGAUCAUUCCCAACUCUCUCUCCUAUCCGCAGCAGCAGCAGCGGCGGCGGAAAUGGACAAAGCCGCAACGACAGCGAAAGCCGCCUACAAUCACCGCCUAAAACGGUGGAGAUAAAGUUCCGAAGAGGGUCUAGAAAGAGGCGAAAACAAGAAGAAGACGAAAACUCCGGCGAAGGAACAGUGAAGAAGGUGGCAACACCUAAGAAAAGCUGGGAAGAAAUGAGUAUGUCUGAGAAGGCGAUUGAAUUGUAUGUGGGUGAAAAGGGAUUCUUAUUCUGGGUUAAUAAAUUUGCGUAUGCUUCAAUUUUUAUAAUUAUUGGUGGGUGGAUUUUGUUUAGGUUUGUUGGUCCGUCGUUUAAUCUCUAUCAAUUGGAUACGCCUCUUCUAUCUCCUGAAGCUGUGCUCAAGGGUUAAUUAGUGGUUAAUUAAGAUCAAUUAAUAGAGGUUAUUAUGAGAAAUGUUAUUAUAAAUGGUAUAAUUAAUUAUUGUUCUAUCUA
Spinacia oleracea (spinach) is the source of this 688-nucleotide messenger RNA. RefSeq lists its product as uncharacterized. The coding region runs from base 96 to 605 and encodes 169 amino acids. The record is from RefSeq and is a predicted model, not a curated record. Lineage: Eukaryota; Viridiplantae; Streptophyta; Magnoliopsida; Caryophyllales; Amaranthaceae. The transcript has a single exon. Gene Ontology annotation, cellular component: chloroplast.